Messenger RNA from Cyprinodon tularosa, 2503 nucleotides. RefSeq names its product gastrula zinc finger protein XlCGF8.2DB-like. Bases 772 to 1680 code for a protein of 302 amino acids. The transcript has 2 exons. NCBI's taxonomy places the organism in Eukaryota, Metazoa, Chordata, Actinopteri, Cyprinodontiformes, Cyprinodontidae. The record is from RefSeq and is a predicted model, not a curated record.
GCGCUAAUCUGUUACCGGAAAAAAAAACACAAGAAGAAGAAUCUAUGAGUGAGACGUUUAAGUCCACCUUCAAGCAGCGCAUCAUUUAACUCCUACUGAAGAAACAUUCAUAGAAAAAGCCUUGGUAUGUCCGAGGAAAAGAUGGACGAUCAGCACAGACUGCUAGAUUUUACCAGGACCCCCCUGCUCAUUUUACACCGAAUAGACCACCUACAAGAUUAUGUUGGCAAAGAGGAGACUUUCUAUGACCAGCAGCUCUAUAAACAGGAGAGGAUUUGCAGUUUGGACCAAGAGGAACCUGGACCUCUGCAGAUGAAAGAAGAACACCAGGAACUAGACACUACCUGGACUAAAGAGGAGACAAUAGAGCUCCCCAUAAAUGAGCAUGAAGAGCAGCUUCUUCUCAAACUGGAGACUGAAGAUACAUUUAUUAUGACUCCUUUACAUGAAAAGACCCAGACUGAAAAAGAACCAAUCAGGAACCAAUUCAUCCCUCAGGACUCGAAUACAAUUCAGAAGCAGGAUCAAAACGACUCAGGUUCAAAGCGACAUAAAGGGCCCAAAUAAAGUAGAUGUCAGGAAAACUUAAAUUGUAAAGAAACUGUUGAUGUUUUAAAACCUAACUUGCAAGAGGACACUCACAAAGAUAACAAUUUGUACUCUUGUACAACUUGUGGUGAUUUUUAUUCUCAAAAUAGUGACCUGACUGUACACUCGAAAAGUCACACAGGUGAAAAGCCUUUUCCAUGUCUGACAUGUGGAGAAAGCUUCAUGAGAAAAGCACAUCUAACAGUUCACACGAGAACUCACACGGGUGGGAGGAUUUAUGAAUGUCUGCACUGCGGUAAAGGCUUCAUUAAUAGGUCUGCGCUUGAUAAACACAUCAGAACUCACACAGGUGAGAAGCCUUUCUCCUGCACUGUUUGUCAUAGAAAUUUUACUGUGAAAGGUCAUUUGACUGAACACUUGAGAACUCACACAGGUCAAAGGACUUUUUCCUGUAGGACUUGCAAGAAAAGCUUCAUAUCAAAAACUCGUGUAAACGACCAUAUGAGAGUUCACACAGGUGAGAAGGUUUUUGAAUGUGUAUCUUGUGGGAAAAGCUUUGCUAGGAAAAGUCAUCUGGUUAGACAUUACAGAACUCACACAGGUGAGAAGCCUUUCAAAUGUCUGUCCUGUGGAAAAAGCUUCACUCACAAAUGUAAUCUCGAUACACAUAUCAGACUUCACACAGGGGACAAGCCUUUUAAAUGUCCCUCUUGUGGUAAAAGCUUCACUCAUAAAUGUAAUCUUGAUACACACAUCAGACUUCAUACAGGUGACAAACCUUUCAAAUGUCUGUCUUGUGGAAAAAGCUUCACCCAUAAGUCUAAGCUUGAUACACAUAUCAGAACUCACACAGGUGAAAAGCCUUUCUCCUGUACGAUCUGUGGAAAAUGUUUUACCGUAAAAGGUAGGCUGACUGAUCACAUGACGAUCCACACCGAUGAGAAGCUCUUUUUGUGUGGGAUCUGUGGGAAAGGAUUUUGCGUAAGCAGUAGCUUAAAAGUUCACUUCUCUAUUCACAAUAAUGAGACGGCUAAUUUCUGUGUAAUAUGUGGAAAAAGUUACUCUAGAAAAAAAUAUUUAAAAGCUCACAUGAAAAUUCACCACGGCAAAACACCGCAGGAAUCCACAUGAGAACCAUUUUCUAUGAUAAUAGAAGGAAAUGAUGCACGCUAUGGAUGUCACAAUCUGAUAUUAAUAUCGGAUAUUGGUCCGAUAUCAGCCAAAAAAACUAAAAUCGUAUUUUAUCGGCCCACAUCUAAAAUCUCCAAUAUCUUCAUGCUGAUAGAAGGACUCAGCUUCUGCUUUUUUCCCCCUUUUUAGGAUACUUUAUAAAGCCUUUUCUAACAUUCUACAGUAUAAAAUAAGUAAUGAAACUGGUACAAUUUGUGCUAAUUUCAUAUUAGGUCAAUAUCAGUAAUGCAAAGUCAAUACCAAUUCACAAAGCUGCAAUAUUGGUAUCGUAUUGGAAAUGAACAAGUUGUAUAGGGAAAAUUCUAAUACACACCACUUCAAAAAUGGCAUAGUAGAUGUUUGCACAGUUCUGGAGUUACACAAAACAUCUGGAUAACCCGCAUUCCAAGGUUCUUCGUAAAUCUAAUAAGAUCAUGUUUCUGCUAUAUAGUUUAUUCAACUCGUUCCCAAACAAAGACAAGCUAUGGCUCGUUUUGAAACGGGAAAAUUGUAGCUCCUACCUCCUGUUCCUAGCUAAUAUCCCUUUGUAUUUGAGGGGGUCAACAGUUAGAACACUAUUCUGGGUAGGAUAGGAGAUCUGGACUGCUGUGGUGAAUCCAGGCAGCCUUCUGCUUGACAGGUGCCAUUAUACAACCGAAAUCCUGCUUCCCAUAUUGGGACUACAAUCUUAAGAACUAUAGAAGAGUUACACAAAUGUAGCAAAUGGCUGAAAAUGGAAGUAAAACAGUCAACCAAACUAGAUUGUGUCUUACUAUUAUCAAGG